This is a messenger RNA of Strigops habroptila (Kakapo), 1015 nucleotides long. RefSeq names its product ER membrane protein complex subunit 3 (gene EMC3). Gene Ontology annotation, biological process: protein folding in endoplasmic reticulum. The record is from RefSeq and is a predicted model, not a curated record. The coding region runs from base 110 to 895 and encodes 261 amino acids. Gene Ontology annotation, cellular component: EMC complex; membrane. Lineage: Eukaryota; Metazoa; Chordata; Aves; Psittaciformes; Psittacidae. The transcript is spliced from 8 exons.
CAUUCCGGCGGCGGCGGAAGGGCUGGUCCCGGAAGUGGAAGCGGCGCCGGGGCCUGUGGCGGGCGGCCCGGUGUCGGCCGGAGCCGGGCCCAGCGGCGGUACCGGCAGGAUGAGCGAGCCCGAGCUGCUGCUGGACUCCAACAUCCGGCUGUGGGUGGUGCUGCCCAUCGUCUUCAUCACCUUCUUCGUGGGCAUGAUCCGGCACUACGUGUCCAUCCUCCUCCAGAGCGACAAGCGGCUCACGCAGGAGCAGGUGUCCGACAGCCAAGUCCUGAUCCGGAGCAGAGUCCUUCGGGAAAAUGGAAAAUACAUUCCCAAACAGUCUUUCCUGACCCGGAAAUAUUUUUUUAAUAACCCAGAGGAUGGAUUUUUUAAGAAAACGAAAAGAAAGGUAGUGCCUCCUUCACCAAUGACAGAUCCAACCAUGCUGACAGAUAUGAUGAAAGGGAAUGUAACCAACGUUCUGCCUAUGAUCCUCAUCGGUGGUUGGAUCAACAUGACAUUUUCAGGAUUUGUCACAACAAAAGUCCCAUUUCCUCUGACACUGCGUUUUAAGCCAAUGUUGCAGCAGGGAAUUGAGCUGCUCACUUUAGAUGCGUCCUGGGUGAGCUCUGCUUCAUGGUACUUCUUGAAUGUGUUUGGACUCAGAAGCAUUUAUACUCUCAUCCUGGGCCAAGAUAAUGCUGCAGAUCAGUCCAGGGUGAUGCAAGAACAAAUGACAGGGGCAGCAAUGGCCAUGCCAGCAGAUACUAACAAAGCAUUCAAGACGGAAUGGGAAGCUUUAGAAUUGACUGAUCAUCAGUGGGCCUUAGAAGAUGUAGAAGAGGAGCUCAUGGCAAAAGACCUCCAUUUCGAAGGCAUGUUUAAGGAAGAACUUCAGACCUCCAUCUUCUGAAUUUGAGAAUAUGCUUUUGUCUCUUCUUGUAAAAGUAAUUUGAAAAGAAAUCUCUUACUUAAAACUACAUAAUGUAUUUUAGAAAGGCUGAGAAUAAAACAAAACAUGUUCAGAACUGCA